AUGAGCGACCAAGUUACGAUCAAUUCUGAAAAUCUGCACGAAACUCCGAUCACAGUGAAGUGGUCGGGAGAACAUCUAAGGAGAACUCCGGCCCAAGCUUUAGGCACAAUUGUGUCUAAUUUUGAGAACGAUGUCAUACAAAAUGAUGACACAGUACGGGGAGUGGAGCAGUUCGAAGGACAUGAAGAGUCCUACGAGCUCUUUUAUCCCUAUUACUCAAAUGAAGUCGAAAUCGAGUACGAAGAGGAGCCGAGGGAAACUGAGUUUGAUCGGAGCUCAGUCUACUCAUCGGACACAUGGACGGACGACAGCUAUGACGCCGACGAUGAAUAUGAAGAGAUUUCUGAUGAUGAAGGAGACGAAAUCGAAGAGAAGGGUGUCAAAGUGGCGGCAGACGCCAAAGAAGAAGAGGAACAAAUCGACGUAGUCACUGUCGAUCCAUUUGAUCGUUCAACCGACUGGAUGGAACGGAAGUUGAUUAUUGUGGUGAAAGAAGGGGAGCUAGAGCUCAUUCCAGUCGCGGAGUACGAAGGCGAAGAUGCGGAAGAAGAACAGGCAUUGGAUUUCGUGAACGAACAGAGUGAUGAGGACAAUGAAGAGGAAGUAGAGAUGGAAGACGUGCAAGGCAACGAAUCGCACUCUUUCCAGGAGCAAUCGGAGGUGUUUGGAUCGGGGGAUGGAGAACACCAUUUGGAGCCGGAUCAGGAGCAUCAGAUGAAUACGGAAGUCUAA
This is a messenger RNA of Caenorhabditis sp. 36 PRJEB53466, 732 nucleotides long. Lineage: Eukaryota; Metazoa; Nematoda; Chromadorea; Rhabditida; Rhabditidae. The record is from the annotation of a GenBank genome assembly.